AUGGAUGCCCUCACCCCAACCCUUUCAGAAAUCAGAGGGACUACCUCGGAGCCCAGUACUCUACAGGUCACUCUCGGCAGUCUGGACAGAUCUACAGACCAGAGCAUCGGCAUCUUUUCUGGGCUUGCGGGACUCCUCGCCCUCCUCCUGGUCAUCGCAGUUGUCUGUGUCCUGCGGAACUGGAAUAAACGGAAGAAGCGACAAGGUCCUUACCUGCGAGUUACCGUCAUGCCUUUGCCAACUCUGCCUAGACUCAGACAACAAGCCAAAAAUAUUUAUGACUCUUUACCCCAGAGGCAAGAAGAACAGGGGAGACAUCAGUCAAGGAGCGUCCGUAUUUUCAGUACCGAGAGCCUCUUCUCCAGAAACUCUGACAGCCCUCCCUCGGCGCAUAUGCCCUCCCAAGCAGACAAUGCCCUCCAGGUGCACAGAGCCCAUAGCCAUGCUGUGAGCUGUGCUAGGGACAUCUAUGACAAUGCCAUGGAGGCCCAGAUGUAUGGCAACCCCAUUCCCUCAGCACACUACAUCAAUGUCAGAGCAGCUGGAGACAGCCUGAGCAUCUCUUCAGAAGAUUCAAGAGAUUAUGUCAAUGUUCCCAUAGCAGAAGAGGUUACUGAGACUCUAGCUUCUACCAACACCCUCCCCAGGAACCUUCUUGUCUUCCCAAGUGCUCAGGAGCUGGAGUCUACUGAGGAAAAAAAUGAAGGCUGUGGGGAUGCCCAUAACAGCACCAGUUUUUGGUCUCCAGAAACUGAGAGCAAUGAUUCACUCAGCGAUGAGGAAGGCUCUUCUCAGACCUCAAAUGACUACGUCAACAUGGCAGGGUUGGAUCUCAGGGCCAUCCAAGGGGAGCAUCCCUGGAUGUCUUGUCAGUGCUGCAGAGAUUAUGCAGAUGUCCCACCAGCAGAUCUCAAUAGAAGCCAGCAGCAGGCAGAAGAAGUGACCUCCUCAAACACAGACCAUGUAGAGCGCAGGGCAGAUGGUCUAGGAACCCACGUCCAACUUGCAAUGCAGUCAGGGAAGUUCCUGGAUUUAGGUGAUUAUGUGACUUAUCAGCCACCUGCACAAAAUGAGAACAGUCAGAUGACAAAAGAGGACUCUAAUGACUAUGAGAAUAUGCUAGCUGUCAAGUUAGAAAGCAGGGACUGCGAGCAGGGACCAGACACACAGCUCCUUCCUGAUGAAUUAAGAUCCAGCCACCCAGCUGGAAAGCUACAUGGAGUAGUCUGUCCUGCCAGAUCCAAAGCCACUACAGGUCUUCUAACGAAGACCUUUGACCAUCCUAGUAUUUCAGUGGAUUCAUUUAGUUAGGCUAAAAAGAGGCUGAGAGGAGUAGGGAGCUAAGAGGCUUGCAAAGCAAAGGUUUGGGAAAGCAAGAAAGAAAUUCUUCUCAAGUAGGGUGCCAUUAUCUCUCAUACCAGUCUAAGAAUGUUUGCUGCCAUUACCUUUAAGGACCGUUAGGAGAUCAAAAAUGCAACAGUACUUUAGUGCACCAUGGAAAUAUAAAGUAGUCUAAAAUCAUUACCUUCACUCAUACCAGCAAGCUACAAAGCAAAAAUAUGGAUUAUUUUGUAAUCUAGGCAGAGGCUAAAGGAAGGGAGAAAUGGGAGUGGGGGUGGGGGACAGUUUCUACUUUAAA
Pteropus alecto (black flying fox) is the source of this 1639-nucleotide messenger RNA. RefSeq names its product lymphocyte transmembrane adaptor 1 (gene LAX1). The transcript is spliced from 5 exons. Bases 1 to 1311 code for a protein of 436 amino acids. The record is from RefSeq and is a predicted model, not a curated record. Gene Ontology annotation, cellular component: plasma membrane. Gene Ontology annotation, biological process: intracellular signal transduction; antigen receptor-mediated signaling pathway; lymphocyte activation. NCBI's taxonomy places the organism in Eukaryota, Metazoa, Chordata, Mammalia, Chiroptera, Pteropodidae.